AAGUGUAAAAUAAUAGAUUUAUUAAACAUCCCGUGAAUUAUGACUUUAAUGUUAGGGUCAGUGUUGGCACCGAUUUGUCGGACAUACGAGUGGUGUCUCAUAGGACUCAUUGUGGCGGUGAUCGCCUAUUACUAUAUUUCGUGGAGGAAUGCCUUCAGCUAUUGGAAGGAUCGACACAUUUGUGGUCCAAAACCUAUCCCUAUAUUCGGAAAUGCUUUGAGUUCGUCGCUAACUCCUCGACCAUUUGUGGAGAUGGAGUGGUAUAAGACAUACGGAAAACUGUUUGGGUAUACAUCACAUUAA
Molecule: messenger RNA, 303 nt
Organism: Oppiella nova
Lineage: Eukaryota; Metazoa; Arthropoda; Arachnida; Sarcoptiformes; Oppiidae
Source: the annotation of a GenBank genome assembly